UGAUCGCGCAAGAGACGUGCCGUUUCGCUGUCUUCAACAGCGAGAAAUGUGCUCAGGUGACUUAAAAGUGCUUUAAAGUCGCGAAGAGUGUGUGGCUUUUUCGAAGAAUUUCUCCGCAACAUCUCACUUUUCGCUGGAUGUGAGAGAUUAAUAAAGGCGUCAGUUGCAUUGCGAAUAAAGCGUGAAAAGUGCAAAUAUUAAUUUCACUUUCAGACCCACAAUUAUAUAAGAGUUUAUGUGAGGAAUAAGUGAUUUUUGUGCCUUAUCAGCAUCUGCCGAGCGUCUUGACGCACGCAAACGUUGCCCAGAGUGUCAUCCGCAAUUUGAAUUGCAGAGAGAGAUGGUUUUGCGUCACGCACUCUGUACGCAUGAUAAGUAACAUUGACCUUAGAGUCGGACGGUUGUAAAUAUACGCGAUAACCUGAGUGAAAGUAUUUUGUUUUGGCAAGAAAUACCAAAGUACAGCAGUGAUUUCCGUGUUUACUUUCACAGCCAACAAGCUUGUCUUCCGACGUGUGUCCAUCUAUUAUGCUGCGAAGCGCAUAACUCAGCGAUCGGCAUACAAAGCAAGCGCGCACAACAAUGAAGACUGCACCAAUUGUGUAUGUCAUCUUUGCCUUAAUAACAUGCACAAUUGGCCUGGCUCUGGCGCCAGCCCAAGUGGCUGAGAUUGCGGCGAGCACAGGGCAGUUGUCGAAUAAACUGAAGGAAACGGCGGCGUGGCGGCGCAUUAUGCAAUCCGGCGGCCUGGUGCGGAUUCUGCCGGCGCGCGCAAUGGAGGUGGUGCGAGAGGUCGUGGGGUCACUCAGGAACGAAGGCCGCGUGGUUUUGGCGACGCCGAAUGGCAUUCUUCGCGGGCGGCAUCAACCCUACAAGUCCGGCGUCGCCGGCUCAUACUACAGCUUCCGCGGCGUGCGAUACGGACAAGCGCCCAGCGGCGCGCGAAGAUUCCGAGCCGCGCUGCCGGAAAAGCCAUGGAAGGGCAUUCGAUUGGCUGUGCGCGAGGGAAGCACGUGUCCACAUCGCAACAUUCUCCUUGACACAUUCAAAGGCGACGAAGAUUGCCUCUUUCUCAACAUCUACACACCCGAAUUGCCAAACCGAACGCGCCACCCUCAGCUUCCUGUCAUGGUAUGGAUUCACGGUGGUGGUUUUGCAUUUGGCUCAGGCAAUUCUUUUCUCUAUGGGCCAGACUACCUAGUCGCCGAGGGCAUUGUGCUCGUGACCAUUAACUACCGACUGGGACCCCUUGGAUUCCUCUCGGUGGGUGGCGAUGCGCCCGGCAACGCCGGCCUCAAGGAUCAGGUCUUGGCGCUAAAGUGGGUGCAAGAGAACAUCGCCGCUUUCGGCGGCGAUCCGACAGAGGUGACGAUCUUCGGGGAGUCCGCCGGAGGAGCGUCAGUGCAGUAUCUGAUGCUCUCUCCCAUGGCCACGGGACUCUUCCAUCGCGCCAUCUCGGAGAGCGGCUCGGCGCUGUCGCCCUGGGCGCACGCGGUGCGGCCCAAAGAGAGGGCAUUCAAGCUGGGACAAGUGCUGGGCCUGAGCACCAACAGCACGGAGGAAUUGCUGGACUUCCUGCGCAAAGUCCCACCGCGGAAGCUGAUUGAUGCGUCCGAGGAGACGCUGACGGCGGAAGACGCCAGAAAUAACAUCGGCCUGCCUUUUGUGCCGUCCAUUGAGGAGAAUAUCGACACGUGGGACGAAGCAGAUCCUGAUGUGUCUCACGAUGAACCAUUCCUCACAGAGCCGCCAAUUGACUUGCUGAAGAGAGGAGAUUUCCACAAGAUUCCCUACAUCACGGGCUUCAAUUCGCACGAGGCGAUGCUCUUCCUGAGAAGACUCAGAAAGGAUCCAAAUCUCUUGGCGGCCUAUCAGAACGACACAACGCGCGUUGUGCCGACCGAUAUGCAAAUUCCCGGCGGCCGGGAUUCGCCAGAGGGUCAAAUAGUGGCGGGAAGCGUGCGCCAAUUCUAUUUGGGGUCACGGCCAAUUACGCAAGACACCAUCAAUGAGCUGAUAGACAUGUGGACGGACCUGAUGUUUGUGCGCGGCAUCGUGACCUCUGCGCGGCUGCACGGAGCCGCGCGAAAUGCCACAACUUACCUGUAUAGGUUCGCAUUCGACGGCGCCCUCGGCCUGUACAAGCGCCUCCUGGGCAUCUCGCGUCCCGGCGUAUGUCACGGCGAUGAGAUUGGCUACCUCUUCCACUUCGGCUUCUUCAACCUCAGCCUGGACAAGGCGUCGCCCGAGAUCCAAGUGAAGAAGCGCAUGGUCUCCAUGUGGACAAAUUUCGCCAAAUACGGCGUGCCAACGCCGAUGGGCGAACAAGACGCCGACUUCCGCGUCAACUGGGAGCCUAUUCUGCAGAAGGAAGGCAACGACUUGCCAUACUUGGACAUCACAGAUCGACUGGAGAUGAGGAUGAAUCCCGAAGGGCAGCGCCUCAAGUUCUGGGACGACAUGUACGCAAAGUACAAUGGAAAUGAGAUAAACUGAGAUUU
Molecule: messenger RNA, 2501 nt
Organism: Phlebotomus argentipes
Lineage: Eukaryota; Metazoa; Arthropoda; Insecta; Diptera; Psychodidae
Product: venom carboxylesterase-6
Exons: 9
Coding region: 583-2496 (637 amino acids)
Molecular function (GO): hydrolase activity
Source: RefSeq, a predicted model, not a curated record